UGGCGGGACAAAGAGGCUGGCGAGGGGCAGAUUCUUUUGGGGGAGGGGAGAGAGAAGAGAGGUAAGAAGGAAAGAGAGAGAGAUAGGUAUGGGAGAAUGAAUUCGUAGUUAACGCACUUCAUUCGUGUCAACCCCAUCCACAGACUUUUUCCUCUGCGAAGGCGAAGAAGCCUCAAGACCAGGAUUUCGCCAUGUCUAUUAUCAAGAUCCAUGCCAGGGAGAUCUUCGACUCUCGUGGAAACCCCACAGUUGAGGUUGAUCUCCACACUCAUAAAGGUGUCUUCCGAGCUGCGGUGCCCAGUGGUGCUUCUACUGGUAUCUAUGAAGCCUUAGAACUCCGAGACAAUGAUAAGAGCUACCUCCUAGGGAAAGGUGUCUCAAAAGCUAUUGAGCAUAUCAACCACACUAUUGCCCCAGCACUGAUUAACAAGAGACUUAAUGUCAUGGAGCAGGAGAAAAUUGACUACCUGAUGUUGAACAUGGAUGGCACUGAGAAUAAAAGUAAAUUUGGUGCGAAUGCCAUACUUGGAGUGUCUCUGGCUGUUUGCAAGGCCGGAGCUGCUGAGAGAGGUGUCCCCUUAUACCGCCACAUUGCUGACCUUGCUUGUAAAGAAGAGAUCGUUCUACCUGUGCCAGCCUUCAACGUGAUCAAUGGUGGCUCCCAUGCUGGUAACCAGCUGGCCAUGCAGGAGUUCAUGAUCCUCCCGGUAGGAGCUGAGAAUUUCAGGGAGGCCAUGCGCAUUGGCUCUGAGGUCUACCACCACCUGAAGACUGUGAUUAAGGAGAAAUUUGGGACAGAUGCCACCAAUGUGGGGGAUGAAGGCGGCUUUGCUCCUAACAUCCUGGAGAAUAAAGAAGCUCUUGAACUGCUGAAAGAAGCAAUCGCUAAGGCUGGCCACACCAAUAAAGUUGUCAUUGGCAUGGAUGUCGCUGCCUCGGAGUUUUACAGGGACGGAAAGUACGACCUGGAGUUCAAGUCUCCUGAUGACCCCAGCAGACACAUGACUGCUAAGGAGCUGAGCAACAUGUACAAGUCUUUUAUCAAGGAUUACCCAGUGGUGUCUAUUGAAGAUCCCUUUGACCAGGAUGAUUGGGAAGCUUGGAGGAAUUUCACUUCUUCUGUAGGCAUCCAGGUGGUAGGGGAUGAUCUCACUGUUACCAAUCCCAGGCGUAUCAAAAAGGCCAUCCAGGAGAAAGCCUGCAACUGCCUCCUGCUCAAAGUGAACCAGAUUGGCACCGUCACGGAGUCGAUCCAGGCGUGCAAGAUAGCCCAGUCUAGUGGGUGGGGAGUAAUGGUUUCCCAUCGUUCUGGGGAGACUGAAGAUACCUUCAUUGCAGACCUGGCAGUGGGUCUCUGCACUGGGCAGAUUAAGACUGGUGCCCCUUGCCGAUCUGAGCGUCUGGCCAAGUAUAAUCAGCUUCUCAGGGUGGGACCCAGGAUGCCUGGAGGGAAUGCAGCACUGAGCACAUAGGCCUUUUUUCUGGGAGGAUGGUGGUGUCCUGACCAGCUACGUGCAGUUCAACAAAAACAAUCCAGCCCUGGUGGCCUCUCCUUUUAAGAACAAAGGGAUGUCUCAGAAUCUUCUGUGCCCUCAAGUGAACGAGGAAGCAUGAUGCAGGGAAAACCGAACCCAAUUGAUACACACAUUUGGUUGGAGGCCAGCUCUGCUCCUUAAGCAGCUGUGAGCCCUGGGGAAUCCCCUGAGUCUCUCUGUGCCUCAGUUGCCUCCUCUGCAAAAGGAGGGAAGGUGGACUAACCAAUCUCCAGAGUCCCAUCCUGCUCCAAAUUCUGUGGUUUUGUUGAAAUGCCUGUUUGUAUUGCUGCCUUUAUCACCAGGCACAAGGGUGGCAGGAGUCUCGUCCCAAAGGACAGGAUGGGAUUUCUUUUUCUUUCCUGAAUCCACAGCUGGUAGAGCCUUCCCUGGCCCGUAUUAUCGUGCUUCUGUUUUGUCGUUAGUUAUCUUUGCGUACAGGAGCCUGAAACCCAGACAGAUGGAGUGAUUUUCCCAAAGUCACUUGGAUAUGUUGGUGUUGGCGUGGGCGAUGCUGGGCGGGGGAGAGGCACACUGUACUCAUGGCUGUGGAAGCCCGGUGAAUUUCCUUCAGUUCAGUUGAUUUACAUUUUUCCAUAUUCCUGUCCAGGAAAAUUCUGACAAUCUUGAAAUUGAUCUGCUAGAGAUUGCUGUGACAUAUGACUAAACUUUAUGUCUUAUUAAUUUUCA
Vombatus ursinus (common wombat) is the source of this 2222-nucleotide messenger RNA. Its product is annotated as alpha-enolase-like. The transcript has 12 exons. Bases 192 to 1472 code for a protein of 426 amino acids. Lineage: Eukaryota; Metazoa; Chordata; Mammalia; Diprotodontia; Vombatidae. Gene Ontology annotation, cellular component: phosphopyruvate hydratase complex. The record is from RefSeq and is a predicted model, not a curated record. Gene Ontology annotation, molecular function: magnesium ion binding; phosphopyruvate hydratase activity. Gene Ontology annotation, biological process: glycolytic process.